AUGACUUUGAUCUCCAAGUUCAGUAGCACUUUGGCUACCACACUCGCUUUAUUGUCGACCGCCUACGGUCUUGACAUCAGAGAGAACACCAUCUACCGUGAUCUCACCUCCGCCGACUUCAAGGACCUCUACAUCGAGCAGGGCACCUUCUUGACCCUUCUCGACAUCGGUCAGAUCACCAACGACGGUAUCUUCUACAACAGAGGAGAGUUCUACGUCGCUGCCGACAACUACAAGGCCGUCAACUACGCCCAGACCGGCUCCACCUUCAACAACGACGGUAAGAUCUCGUUCGACUCCAGAAACUCCAACGACAUUGGUAAGCUCGACAUCAGAGUCCAGGACUUCAAGAACGACGGUGAGAUCUGGGCCGGUACCUCGGACUCCAAGUGGUUCCCCAAGAUCUCUCUUCAGGGUACCAAGUCCUGGGAGAACAACGGUAAGAUCUCUUUUGCUCAGUCCCGUGGUGACCAGGGUGACGUUGCCUUCACCGACCUCUCCUUCGACAUCACCAACAACGGUGUCAUCUGUCUUGAGAACGUCAAGUGGGCCCAGUUGCCUUCUGUCAAGGGUCCAGGUUCCAUCACUCUUGGUGACAAUGCUCGUAUCGAGUUGAACAAGAUCCUCACCAUCCAGGACAGACAGACCAUCUCUUUCAGCGGUCUGGGCGCCACCCUCUACAUCUUGGGUUUGACCGAGUCGCUUACCGGUACCAGAUCCUACAACGUUGCCGGUUUCGGUGGUGACAACCGUAUCUACAUCAACCUCGGCUACACCUCCCACACCUACGAGGGCGACACCUUGUCGCUUUCCUUCUUCCUUGGUCUUUUCAAGAUCAACUUCGUGAUUGGUGAGGGCUACAACGCCGACGGUUUCACCAACGACGGUAUCUUUGGCGGUGGUUUCACCAUCAAGUACAACGGUGAGGCCCCAUCCCCAGUUCCAGAGAAGUUCUUGUGUGACCCCUUCCCAACCCCAAGAACCGCUGCUGACGUGACCUCGUCUGCUGCUUCCCUGGCCUCUUCUGCGCUUUCUUCGAUUUCUUCGUCGCUUGCUUCUGAGGCCUCUUCUGUGAGUUCCGAGCUUGCUGUUUCUGCCAGCUCUGUGGCCUCGUCUGUUUCGUCUGCGGCCACUUCUGCUUCUUCUGCUGUGUCUUCGUUGUUGUCUGCCUCCACCUCCGACGCUGUCGACACUGCUUCUGGCUUGAGCGCUUCUACUUCCGAUGCUGUGGGUUCUGCCUCUUACCAGGCCUCUUCUUCUGACGCUGUUGGAUCUGCUUCCUACCAGUCUGCUUCCACUUCUGACGCUGUUGGAUCCGCUUCUUACCAGGACUCCUCCUCCACCGACGUCGACACCGCCGAGUAUAACUCUGCCUCCUCCUCCACCGACGUCGACACCGCCGAGUACCACUCUGCUCCUACCACCGUCACCACCGACAUCUUGACCACAAACUCGGACGGCUCCGUCUCCACCAUCACCGGCGAGAUCAUCGUCACCUACGGCUCGGACGGCUUGCCAACCACCCACACCGAGUACUCCAUCGUGCCUUCUGCUGCCUACACCACUGCUGAGCCUACCACCUACACCACCGACGUCGUCACCACCAAUUCUGACGGCUCUGUGUCCACCUACCCAGGCGAGGUGAUUGUCUCUAUUGGUCCAGACGGAAAGCCCACCACCGUGACUGCUGCUCCCGGUGUGACUGCUGCUCCUACCACCUACACCACUGGUAUUGCUACCACCAACUCUGACGGCUCUGUGGGUACUAUCCCAGCUGAGAUCAUCGUCUCUGUCGGUCCAGACGGCAAGCCUACCACCUACACCUCUGCUGUGGGUCCAGACUCCACCGUCACCGAGGGCCACACUCUUACCCAGUGGGAGACUCACUGCCCAGUCUGCCCAGGCGGUGUUUCUUCUGUUUCCGGCUGGGUCUACACCAAGACCCUCGAGGGCACCGUCACUCUCACCACCGAGGUGUGUCCUCCAGGCGCCACCUACACCGAGCCAACCGGCGAUGUUCCAGCUCCUGCUCCUACUGAGCCUGCUGCUACCGAGACUGCUCCAGGUCCAGCUCCUGCUUCCACAUGGACCAAGGUCCACCACGGCACCACCGAGUCUGGUGUGGUUGAUUCCACCGUCCAGGGCACCAAGACCGUCUACCUUUCCUCCACCUUGCCUAAGGAGACUGCUCCAGCCUCCACUGCCCCAGCUCCAGCUCCAGAGGGUUCUGCUCCAGCUCCUGCUCCAGGCAAGCCAGCUCCUUCUUCUGCUGCUCCUUCUGCUCCAGGUGCCCCAGCUCCUUCUGGUGCUGCUCCUUCUGGCCCAGCUCCUUCUGCUUCCGCUCCUGGUGAGCCAGCUCCUUCCGCUCCAGCUCCAGCUCCAGCUCCAGCUCCAGGCUCUGAGGGUCCUGAGCCUUCUACUGUUGCUGGCGAGAGCACCCCAGCUCCUUCUGUUGCUCCAGCCUCCUCUGCUCCUCCAGCUCCUGCUGUGUCUUCCUACGAGGCUGGCGCUGCCGCCCAGGUCGUCAACUACUCUUGGUUGUUUGCCUUGGCUGGUCUUGCUCUCUUCUAA
Candidozyma pseudohaemuli is the source of this 2571-nucleotide messenger RNA. RefSeq lists its product as uncharacterized. The coding region runs from base 1 to 2571 and encodes 856 amino acids. Lineage: Eukaryota; Fungi; Ascomycota; Pichiomycetes; Serinales; Metschnikowiaceae. The record is from RefSeq and is a predicted model, not a curated record. The transcript has a single exon.